This is a messenger RNA of Galleria mellonella (greater wax moth), 6047 nucleotides long. RefSeq names its product ras-related GTP-binding protein A (gene RagA-B). The transcript is spliced from 7 exons. Gene Ontology annotation, molecular function: GTP binding; GTPase activity. NCBI's taxonomy places the organism in Eukaryota, Metazoa, Arthropoda, Insecta, Lepidoptera, Pyralidae. The record is from RefSeq and is a predicted model, not a curated record. The coding region runs from base 226 to 1149 and encodes 307 amino acids. Gene Ontology annotation, cellular component: lysosome; nucleus; Gtr1-Gtr2 GTPase complex. Gene Ontology annotation, biological process: cellular response to amino acid stimulus; positive regulation of TOR signaling; cellular response to starvation.
UCAACUUUUGUCUAUCAUUGUGUCAUUUUUAUUGUCGAAAUCUUCAUUUACGCCUACAAUUUUUAAAUUAAUAAUAAACAUCGAAUUCAAUUACAUAAAACAAAUUUAUUCAAUACAACAGACAUAUUUCGUGUUCUAGAAUAAAUACUAUCAACUGGGAUUCAUUAUUAUUAAGCUUAUCGUUUACAGGUUUAUAAAGUUGAUCCAGCUCGUAACACUGUUAACAUGAAGAAAAAGGUACUUUUGAUGGGCAAAAGUGGUUCAGGAAAGACAAGUAUGAGAUCCAUCAUAUUUGCCAAUUAUAUAGCAAGAGACACAAGACGAUUAGGAGCAACAAUUGAUGUGGAGCACUCGCAUGUCCGCUUCCUUGGAAACCUGGUACUCAACCUAUGGGACUGUGGCGGCCAGGAAGCAUUCAUGGAAAACUACUUUGCAUCACAACGAGACAAUAUAUUUAGAAAUGUAGAAGUGUUAAUUUAUGUAUUUGAUGUUGAGAGUCGAGAAAUGGAGAAAGAUAUGCAUUAUUAUCAGUCUUGCCUGGAAGCUAUAUUACAGAAUUCUCCUGAAGCCCGAAUAUUCUGUUUAGUGCACAAAAUGGAUCUCGUAUCAGAAGAGCAGCGUGAUGAAAUAUUCAGAGCGAGGGAGGAAGAUUUGAAGGGUCUCUCAAAACCUUUAGAAUGUACAUGUUUUAGAACAAGCAUAUGGGAUGAAACUCUUUAUAAGGCAUGGUCUAGCAUAGUCUAUAAAUUAAUACCUAAUGUUAAGGCUCUUGAGUCAUCACUGAAGCAGUUUGCGGCGAUAGUGGAUGCAGAUGAAGUACUAUUGUUCGAGCGCGCGACGUUCCUAGUUGUGUCGCACUGCCAACGGCGGCCGCACAGAGACGCGCACCGCUUCGAGAAAGUCUCCAAUAUCGUCAAGCAAUUCAAACUCUCUUGCUCUAAGCUCGCCGCGCAAUUCCAGAGCAUGGAGGUCCGCAACAGUGUAUUCGCAGCAUUCAUAGACGGAUUUACAAGCAACACAUAUGUUAUGGUCGAGAUGUCCGAUCCAAAAAUACCUUCUGAGGCUACACUCAUCAACAUCAGGAACGCGCGCAAACACUUUGAAAAACUCGAGAAAGUUUCAUCGUGCGCUCCCAGCCACUACCAAUGAAUGGAAAACGCGGUAAUAGUAUGUACUGUAGCAAAUUUUUACAAAAUAAUGUGCUAAGCACCGGAGGAUUGUUUGCAAAGCAAGAAUAGCUUAAACACUACCCCCUAUUCAUAUAAACUAAAACCUAUUUUAACUAUUCGUGUUUUGUCACUUGCAUAUUAUUAAGAAUUUUACCUCAAAUGAAAAAGACAAAACAGUUAAAAAGCCACAAUAGAUAUUGAAGUUAUUAUGAAUAAUGGGGUAAAUGAAUACUGAUUACAUUUGAAUUAUGCAUUAAACCUCUAAUUUAUAUAAAAAAAAUAUAUUUAGUUGUUAAUGAAUGUGUAAAAUAAUUGUUUUGUUAAUUAAUGUCAAAUUAGUCAUAUAUGGGAUUUUUUGUAAGGGAGAUAGUGUUAUAAAGGUACUCUGUUUUUAAUAGUUAGCCUUGGAUGCUGGCAACAUUUGAUUUACCUGAUAAUAUAAUUUUCUAAAUAAUAAUAUUUGUGACAUACGAAAGUUAUCUAGUUGAAUUAUAUAUUGAUUGUGUAGAACAAAUAUUAUAAAUCUAUCUUUGAAAAGAUGGGAUUUAAUUUAUUGGUCCAUUCUGAAAUUUACAAAAGGGAUUUUUGAAUAAUAAGUUAAUAAGAACCUUAAUAUUUCACAACUAACUCACUUUUUACUCAAUCAUAAUUGUUUGUUUUUUUUUUAUGGGUGAUAAUGGAAUGGUAACCCCACCCGCGCUAUCGGUAUACACCGGCGGGGCACCAGUGAAGGAUGAUAGGUGAGGAUGAACUAGGUCAGUUAGCCCAUCGUGACGAAUUAAAUAAGAAUUGUUCACGACGGUUUCCAGGGGGAACCACGUGGAGGUCGACCUAAUAGGGUCGACCUAUAUUGCUAACAAUAGGGCUAUCAAUCUUCAUUGCUAACAAUCCUUUUCCCCCCAAUUGUUUGUGUUGGUACCAGCAAUCAGCCUGCGUCCUAUUCAUCAGCUUGCCUAACAUUUUUAUUCCCGCAAAUUUUGUACGAAUAUAUAAAGUUCAACACAAACUACUCAGUAUGUUCUUGAUUUUGCCCUUAAAUAGUCUAUUUUCUUGCAGCAAAUGGUGUAAUUAUUUCAUUCUAUUUUUCUAAUGUAACAAAAUAAUAUCAAAGAGUUUUUUAUAAACUUAGAAUAAACCCGGUAACUAUAAUUAUGUAUCCAUAACACCCCUGGUGUUAAGAAUGGACCAUACCCUAAAUUGACUUUUUCUUCUGUAAUUUAUCUUUGUAAUACUUCUCUUUCAUAAUUUCUCUAUUUUGGCUAGUGCAAUGUGACCUAAUAAACUAUAUACACAUAUGGAUCUAUUUAAACAGUCAAAAUCAUUACCUAACUUACAAGUUGACAUAAAGAAAAUUAAUAACUUUAUGAAAUAAAAGUUUUUCAUUUGUCCUAAAAUUAUAUUUUCAAUCGACUUUAAAAAGAUGGCGGUUCUCAAUUCGGUUGCAUUGUUUUUAUGUUUGUUACCUCAUAAUUCCGUCUCUCCGUUGUAAAAAUGAUUUGAAAAACUCUUUAUCUGAAAGGUAUUAGGUAGUUUAGAUUUUAAAACUAAAUACCUGACGGUUUUGUUGUGGAACACAAUUUUAAAUUAUUAUUAAUGUAUGAACCGUAGUACAAUGUAACUACGUAUAGUUUGGUUAAUACGCGACUAUCCAAAUUCACAUGUACCUACUCAGCUUGAAUAGCUUAGAAGAUUUUUUACAAGAGUAAAACUUAUUAAAACCAAAAUAAACAUUACAUCAUAUAAUGAUAUUUUUAUUCAUAUAUACAUGCAGAGAAUUUAAUUACCUAAUUGAUUCGAACUUUAACAUGUUUUGCUUCCAAAGUUCAUAACUACGCUGUCGAUUGAUAAAGAAUUCAAGUUAGAGUAAGGAACGCGAUAAGAUAAAUGUGAUAAAUAAGGGGGCAAUUGUAAGAUUUGUGUAGUCAAGUAUUGAACAUUGAACUUUGUCGUAUUAAAAAGAUAUCAAUCAGUUUGCCUUGAUAUUAUCAGUAAUGUCGCUGUGUCAUUGCUGGAUGCGUUUAUUCAUGUGAUACGCUGCAAAAUUCGACUACUGAAAAAUUUUCAUCAAAGUUUAUAACUGUCAACUAUACUAAUUACCCACUAUAAUUAAAAAAAUCUGUUAUCAGCAUCAAAAUACUUUUAAUUACAUGUCAUUACCUAUUUUUAUAAAAAUGUUUUAAAAAAGAUUGUUAUAUAUAUAUAUAUAUAUAUAUAUAUAUAUAUAUAUAUAUAUAUAUAUAUAUAUAUAUAUAUAUAUAAAUAUACACACACACACACAACUACCUAAUACUUUUCUAAUGUCAUGUAAUUCCGGCAUAUAAUUGGCCAGCUUUUCCUUUUCCGUGGGUGUCGUAAGAGCCGAAUAAGGAAAGGCGAGUGAUGGACGACAGUGUUUCUCGUAAAACAUCUCUAAAAGUCUAUCUGCAGUUGUCAACCCGCCUGCCAAACUUGACAGCUACUGGCGAAACUCCCCUUAUGGGGAAGGCUCGUGUUCAGCAAUCGACUGUUAACGGCUCUUCAUCUUAUUUAUACAUCUUGGUGACGAUCUGAUCACCCACUUGUCUAUCACAUGGGUCAUUAGAUUGUCGUAGUCAUAUGGCAACGAUCGCUAACAAAUGUGAAUCAAACGACAUACAGCCCCCUUCUGACAAAAACAUUUUAUUACCAAGCCAGAUAUUUCUCCUUACUUUCUCAAGAUGAAUUCCAAUUUCAACCAAGUGCCAAUCACCAUCGUUAACAUACCGGUAUGAAAUGACAACUUGUAGAGGUAGAGUAACCAUAUUACAAAUUUCAAUAACCAACAUAUUGUUAUAACAAUAUUAAAGACUGAAAAACGAAAAGUUGUACAUAUAGAAUUUUCCAUAUACCUUGCAGAGUAGCCAGACAUUGUAGGAUAAUACAAAAGAUAACCUAUUAUAGAAAACGAUACUCUAUAGGACGUAAGGAAUUAUUAAAUAACCAUGGUUGCACAUCUACUGUAGUAUCUAACAGAACCCUGCGAUUAAAUAGAAAAUGUUAAACAACAAAACAUUUGUUACUUACAGCUGUGAUUCUUUUUGUAUAAUAUAUGCAUAGUCCUAGCUUUUAACAUGUACUUAUCAUUAAUGAUGGUAUUUGGAACAUAAAAUAUAAUCUAACAACUUUGUGCAUAGCGCUCCUGCAGUAUUAUUGACGUGCCAAUAAAUUAAUAAACGUUUUAACUAAUAACCAAAUAUUGGUAGUUGCAUGUAUACUGUUAACGAAAUUGAACAGUGAUAUGAACUUUAGUAAUAUAACAUCAAAUUUAAUAAAAUUUAUUAGUCUAUAAUCUUGAAAAUUAGCAGUACUUAAUCUUACCAUUUUUUUAAUAAAUAUAUUAGGCUGCGUUCAUCAAACAAAACGAAAAUCUGUUAUAGGUAUCUAUAUAUUUGUCUUUUUCUUACUAAUAAUUAAAAUUUAUUUGUAGAAGAUUCUUUAUUUUUGUAAAUAUGAUCUAACUAAUAUCAUACAGACGUCCUACCUUGCCGCCACCAGGGACGGCCCACGCCUUAGCUGAGGAAUGCCAUGCACAAAGUUGACAGGUUGUAAUCAUCGACAAUUAGUUUAAAAUCGUGUCCAAUUUACCACUAUAAUGAUAUAAAUAUUUAAAAUUAUGAACAGACUAGGUAAGUUAUAUAAAUAAUAUUUAGAUAAGUACAUUUUUUUGUUAGAUUCUCAACAUUAUAUUGAUUGUUGGGCUUACGACCAAAAUAGUUAUUUUUCAAGAAAUACUAAUAACGACCGAUAAAUUCUAAAAUUAAAUUUAUAGGUACCAAUUUUUUGUUUAAUUUUUUUAUCUACCAUUUAAUUACUCCUUAUAACUACAACUACAUAUCACCAAACUUUUGCAUAAAUGUAAAUGCCUUGAAAAAAUUAGUUUUAUUGUCAAUAAAUAUAAACAAGCCUUAAAACUUUGCGUAGUCUUGUAUAUAUAUACUAGUGGCUUAGUUUACUUAGCACAUAUACCAACCAGUAAUUAAAAAGAUGUGUGUAUAAAGUAGUUGUUCAUAUUUCAAGUAAGUCAAAUAGCUUAUAGUUGGAACUGAUCCAAAUUGACAUGUCCUUGUGCGAGACCUAUUUAAGUCGACGUGAUUCUGGUUAUAAUAUUCUCUCAGCGAGUUUGACUUUCCUACUUUAUCCGCUUUAUCCGUUUCUAAUUAUUAGGUAGGUAUAUUUAUCCAUAUAGAACCAUUAAACACUUUACUGAAAUGUAUCUUAGUAGCUACAUUAAUCAUUAAAAUGUGACAAAAUAUUAAUUAUUAUGAAAUAGCAUAUUUUGUGUAAUUUUCUUGUCUAUUUAUAAUUUUCGAAAAAAAAAAUAGUUGGUAAUGUCCCUAAUUUGAUAAUUUUGGAGCUCUGGAACUAUCACACUCUGUUUAAAUUUCUAGAAUCUUCGACACAUACGUUCGUUGUAGAUAUAUUCCGAUUAUAAGUCUAAGAUUACUAAUUCUUUUGAAAUGAAUACCUAUACAAAUACUCUUUGCAAUAAGAAUUGCAACGUCGCGCUCUAUGAUCAAAUUUGUUGUUAAAUCUUAUCUUACAUACUUGAACCAUUAUUUCGAAAUCUAUUAUUAUUUAAGAAUUAUGCAACUGCGUAUAUAAUAGAGGGUAAUUUACAAGAAAUUAUUAUAUUCGAUUGCGAUAUGAAAACAAUUUAAACAAACUAAAAAAAAUGCUUAAGUACGUAGAAUUAUGUAUAAGUAUGUCAUGAUAAUAAAAAAAAGUAUAAAAGAUAGCAGAUCGUAAUGUUGCAAUUCUUAGCAAUAAAUUUAUAUUGCUCUUGAAUUAUAUCCCACACAAAGAUAACAUUAAGUGUAAGAUUUUAUUUCUCCAUAUAAAUAAAUAAUUUAUGUUUCGUAA